GCUGACAAAAAACUACCACCUAGCAUGUCUUCGGGUAAGCAAGUACCAAAACUAAAAGAACGUACUUGUUGCCCUGUAGAGUGAAAUGGUGAUAUCUUAGUCUACGUUUACUACUCAAUCCAAGAUGACGUUUAUUUUGUCGCACGAUUUAUACGUUUACAACCUCCACUUAAUCCGGUGGUUCGCUUCGUUUGUCGGGCUUGAUAUAAUGGCUCCGAACUAUAAACCGAACAUUCUUACCUUUCUGGCAUUUUUUGGACUAUCAAUCUCGCUAAUCGGUGAGGUAUAUACCGUUUGGUACUACUGGCCUAACUUAGUUACGUUGAUGGAAUCUGCAGCCGUCUAUGGUGUCUUCAUACAGGGUCUUGCAAAGUUCUAUACAGCUCUUCGUUAUCGCAAGUUCUUCGAAGCCAUGUACAACCGUUUGGAUCUAUUCCAUUACGAAUAUCGGAACCAUGAAAAAAAUAAUGCAACUCUUCUCUUGCUGAUGAAUCGUAUCUGCUUGCUGAGGAAACUUAUCACAUUACAAAUUAUAGGUUGCAUCCUAGUCCUGUCUCUUAAUCCACUCAUUCAGUAUAUCCUCAAGCGCGAACGUGUUCUAGUUUACGCUAUUCUUCUGCCCUUCUCUGAUCCGGAGAUAACAUCACACUACCUACUGAAUCUGGUUGUUCAGUACUAUCUUAUGAUUGCUGGAAUUGGAGGAUUUGCAGCUGCUGAGAGUGUGUUGAUACUUUUUGUGACCAGCGUUGCUGGAUAUGCCGAUGUGCUCAAAAAUAAGAUUGAUGAAAUGAACACUAUAUUGCUGGAUGCACAGAAUUCCCGUGAUCGUACGCCAGUCAAGUUAAAGCUACGUGAGAUUGUUUUGCUUCAUCAGCGUGUUUUGGAGUACGAAGAUGAUCUUGAAAAGCGUUACUAUCUUAACAACUGGGUCCAGGUGGCCUCAAGUAUUUUCAAUCUCACUGGCGCAUUGUUCGGUUGCUACGUCAGCAAUAGCUUUACCAUGUACGCACUGGCGAUUGCUGUUGUAGUUCAACUGUUUGAGCUAUGUCUGCUAGGAACUAUCCUCAGCAUUAAGAAUGAAGAGAUCGAGCAUGCAUUCUAUGAUUCUUUGUGGUAUCUGAUGGAUCAUUCUGAGAAAAAGGACUUUUUAAUCAUGUUUCACAAAAGCCAACAUGCCAUGGAAAUGACCGUUGCCAGCAUGGCGCCGCUAAAUAUCGUUCUUUUUAUUGCUAUAAUGCAAAAGAUCUAUGCUUAUGCCAUGAUGUUGAUGAACUUCUUCGAGUGAUGUUUUGAAUGAUCAGAAAAAGAAUCACGUUUUACAGUUUUCUUAUCACACCAACUCAAAACAACUUAUAAAGAAAG
This is a messenger RNA of Anopheles merus, 1362 nucleotides long. RefSeq names its product odorant receptor 67d-like. NCBI's taxonomy places the organism in Eukaryota, Metazoa, Arthropoda, Insecta, Diptera, Culicidae. The record is from RefSeq and is a predicted model, not a curated record. Gene Ontology annotation, cellular component: plasma membrane. The coding region runs from base 125 to 1285 and encodes 386 amino acids. Gene Ontology annotation, molecular function: olfactory receptor activity; odorant binding. The transcript has 5 exons. Gene Ontology annotation, biological process: sensory perception of smell; detection of chemical stimulus involved in sensory perception of smell.